AUGGAGUCUCCAGCACCCGUGUGCCAGCCGUCUCCAGCGUAUUCGGCGGAGGAGUUCAAGCCAAUGUUCCGUGAGCUAAUGCUGGAGUUCAGUGGAAACAUGACCAAGUCUAUACACGAGUCGUUGGGCACGCUUCGUAACGAGAUGGCGCACAACCUUCACAUCGUGCAGUCGGAGGCGGAGGCGAGGUGCGCAGCCAUCCAGACCACUCUCGACACGCUCCAGCAGAACCAGCAGGAGAUGACGGACCGCAUCCUGAGGAUCGAGAGCGGCGGGGGAGCCGGUGGGGGCUCCCCUCCUUCGCGUGCUGAUCCGUGGGCAGCCUACCAGUCCAGCACAGGAAGUGGCUCCAGUUCGCAGGGAGAUGACGACAAUAAGAUAUGGCUCCGAGGUUUCCCGCGCAAGUUGCUGGCACCGCAGUUUAAAGCACACUAUGAGACGAAAGUGAUGCCUCUAUUGCACGAUUCGAUCAAACACAACGUCAAGCCCGUCUACCAUAACAUGUCUUUCUCGUACAUGGUGGUGUUCCCGAGCAAAACGCAUGCGCAGCAGUUCAAAGACGGCAUUGCUUCUCGGCAGAUGGAGUGCGAUUGGGUCGACCCUCGGGACAACGUUCAACAUCAGAUCCGUGCUGGUGCUCACAAGCCGUUAGAGAUCCGCAAGAGGGGCUUCGUAUUGAGUCAGCUGUGGCGCAUGGUCAAAGAGCACCUCGUCGUCAACCACUUGUGGCGCGAGGGCGUUUGCAGCUUGGGCACCAACGCGUACAAGGGCUCGCUGUACUUCUCGAACGGCAUCGAAGCUUGGGAGUUAUUCAAGGUUGAGGAGCAGAGCAGCGGCUACCGCAUCACACCCUUGGUGGAAGAUCUCGCGCAGAUCCAGAUGAACGAAGCCGUGGUGAGGUUGAGGAAACAACUAGGCUUGGCGGAAGUGAAGGAGCAGCGACUUGCACGGGAGUGGGCCGAGGCCGAGCUUGUCAAGAAGCAAGCCGCGCAGAUCUCGGUUGCUCGUGAAGAUAUCUCUCAGAAUGGGCCGCAGUCUUCUCUGACAAGGGCUGUGGGCGCCUCUGGGAAGCCUUUCGGUUCCAGCUAUGGGAGGCAGUUGUUUGAGAAUGUAGACGGUCUCGACUUGGAGGAGGGUGACGGCGCAAAGCUCGCCAAAGUGCACCAGCAGCUCAUCGACGCCCAGAAGUACCUCGACGGCGAGGCGGAGCAGUGCCCCGCCUCCAUCAGGAAGGCGAUCGAGCUGCGCGCGGCUGCUGACGCCAGGCGGCUCGUGCCGACAGAGUUGCAGUCGAAGCCAAACAAGAUAUCCGAGGCCAAGUUUGCUGCGCAGGAGCGGGCGGAGCAGGGUCCGAUCAGCGGUGGAGCUUCGACCGCGGUGGGCGAGACAGACACGCGCCCCUUCGACGUCGAGCCCGAUGUCCCGUCGGAGGAAGGACAGCUGGCGGACCCGGCGCCGGCAUUGAGCCCCCCAUGCCUUUUGCGCGGAGCCCUGAGGAACUGCAUUCUGUUCAGAGCCACGUGCGACACGUUGGUCGCCGAGGAUGGUCUUGUUGGAGCUGAAAGCUGGAAGCGGUCCGACUGCAGCCGACUGGUGGAGAUCUCCGAGGCGCCCGCCGCCGACCCCCGCGCCCUGCCGCAGCUGCACGGCGCCCGCGGCGGCGAGAGCGCCCUCGCGGCGGAGGCGGGCGCCUGCGAGCGGCCGCGCCGCGGCGCCGAGGAGGGACCCGGCGGCCCCCUGGAGCCCUGCGCUCCGUUGGAGCCCCGGCCCGGGCGGAGGCGUCCAGGGUGGCGCGGGGCGCGGCGCGCAGCUGCGCCCUCUGAGAGGGCCGUGGCUGCCCUGCCGCCGGUUGCGCCACCGGCUGACGCGUCCUCCGCGUCAUCGUCGGCCGCGCUGCCGUCGGCGCCGGGCACGGACUGGAGGUGUCCGGAUCUGCGCGAGGUCUCCGACGAGGAGGUCGCAGACGGCCACUGGAAGCUGCCGCCCGCGGUGGCGGCGGCCGUCGGGGCUUCCAACGGCUUCCUGAGGUUUCAGGAUUGCAACAGCAUGAUCUUCCGGGGCGACAGAAAGGUCCUCGACGGGAUGCGGGAGGCGGACUGCUGCAUGGCGCGGCACCGCCUGGAGGUCACCCGCGAGGCGGGCGUGGCCGCGCGGCGGCAGGCGCGGGAGGCGAGCACCCAGAGGCAGCUGCGGCGCGCCAGGGCCGAGGCGAGGUCGGCCCGCAAGGCUCUGCCGCAGAAGCGCAGGACCUCUCUGAAGCAGACGGUCCACGUCGUGCAGCAGCUCGUCGCGGAGCGCAACGGUCGCCUCGAGGAGGAGGUCCUCGGCUCCGACGCCGCGGCGCGCGACGGGAGGCCGAGGCCGCCCUCGCCCAAGACGGGCGGCGGCGCGCAGGAUCCCGAGCGCGAGCGGCCAACGAAGCCGAGCUCUGUCCGCAACUCCCAGGACUCGGCGAGUAGCAGGAGACGAGCUUCAGCGCCCUUCUUCAAGCCGGAGACGAAUGACUUGGCUGUCAUGCCGAGAAGGAGUACAAGCGCCGAGGGCAUCGAGGAGCUGCUGGCGGGCUCCGUCCCCACGGCCCUCGACCUGAGGCUGUUCCGGAAGGGCUGGCUGGGCAGGCUGAAGUUGGCCAGCCACCACAAGCAAAGGAUGACGUCAUUGAAGAAUCUCACGAAGGAGCACCUCGAGGGCCAGCGCAGGGACCGCGCCACGCGGCGGCGCCAGCGGGCGUUCGACCACCUGCCGGAGCUGCAGAGGGCAGCCCUGCAGAAGGCGUUCAACGCCGCAGCCGUCGAGUCCUCCUGGACGCCGCAGGACGCUGAGGGCGCGCGGCUCCUGGACCACAGGACCCUGCGCAUCGCCAUGAGGGAGUUCGGCCUUGGGGGCGAGACGAAUCUGGAAACCCUACCGCCGCCACCUCACCACAAUAUCGCCCUGCUCGGUGACGUCGACUUCUUCACGUUCUGCUGCGACGCCGUGCCGCGCGUCCGGGACGAGAUCCAGGUCAUGCGCCGCCCUGGCCUCGAGCAGACCUUCCAGCUCUUUGACGUGGACCGCUCGGGCAUCCUGGAUCGUGCGGAGGUGGAGAGCAUCUUCGAGAGUUUGUGCCUGCACAACAUGACGAGGGAGGGCCGAGCGCAGCUGUGGAGCGUUUUCAGCAGCGCCGUCAGCGCGGCCACGGACUCAGGGUCGGAGGGUAUUGCCUUCGAGGGCUUCGAGACGCUCAUGAUGGAGAUGCAGGAGCAGUGCCAGCGGGUGGUGAAGGCCGCGCAGGAGGCCAUCGUGAGCGAGUGCGGCCUGAGCAGGGACGAGGUGAAGGCCCACGACGGCGAGCUACUGUCGUUGUACGACACGUUCAAGAAGGUGUUGAGGGUCACCACGGGCGAAGUACGGUAUUCGUCCCGAGACGAAGGAUUGGUGGACGCCGCCGACGGGGCUGUCAGCCCGGAGGACGCCGCCGACUGGGACAUCGGCGGCGCCGUGGAGCGGGACGGUUUGCGCUCCAUCCUGUUGGAGUACGGGCUGAUGUUCAAGUCGGACGCCCUGCUCGAGGAGAAGGCCUCGGAGGGCUGGCUCGCGGAGCUGCUGAGCAGGCACGGGGGCCUCAUGCGUUUCAGGCAGGUGCUCGAGGUGAUCCGCCAGAGGCGCGAGGAGAUCAAGCUCAGCAUGCGGGUCGAGCUGAAGGAACUGCUCAACGAGGUGGACAAGGACCGGAACGGCACGCUGAACAUGCAAGAGGCCUCCCGCCUGCUGGAGAUGAUGGGCUUCGCUCCGCGCUGCCGGGAGGACCAGCGCCGCCUCAAGCGGCUGCUGGGGGAGGUGGAUGCGGACAACUCAGGCCGGUGCCGCACGUCCGCCGCGGGGCGGGCUGGCCGCAGCUGGCCCCCCGCGCCGCGGGCGAUGGGCCUCGUCCUCCGCCUGCCCCUGGCGCUGCUCGCGCCGCGCGCCCUGCCCACCUCGGCCGCGGGCGCGAGCGGCGCGGCGGGGCCGGCGCUGCGCGAGGCCUUCGCAGACCUGCUGCCCUUCCCGGGGCACGCAGGCAGCGGCGCCUUCUCGGACCUGGGAGCCUGGCACUCGGGAGCUGACAACCGGCACGGCUUCGCCCUGCCAGACGCCGGCUCCGAGGGCGGGUUCGCGGGGCCGUUCGUGCACAGCAGCUGGCUGCCCGGAGGAGGCCACUGGCUCAGCCCCAGCGCGCUGGUGCGCUUCGUGCCUGGGCCUGCCGACGGCAGCGCCGCCUGGCCGCCGCGCGAGGCGAACGCCAGCUUCCUGCCCGGGCUGCUGCGCCACGAGUGGCGCGCGGCAUCGGAGCUGGCCUUCGUGGGGCCUCGCACGGCGGCGGUGCGCAGCCGCGCGGUCAGCGAGGCCGCGACGGGCGUCCGCGUUGCGCCCGCCUUCUCUGGCGAGGCGGUGGUGGAGCUCGCGGCGGCCGGGCCCUCGGAGGUGACGGUGGCUGCCAGCGCGCCGCGGCCGGGGAUGGAGGACGCCGUCUUCGCGGCCGUCCGUUUCGACCCGGCCGCGGGCGUGGCGGUCCGCCCCUUCGGCAGGGGCUACCGCGCCAGCGCGCGCUCCGCGCUGCUGGAGCCGGGGGGCGAGCUGGUCUCGUACUACACCGUCUCUGUGGCGUUGAACCGCUCGGAGCGGCAGGCCGCGGCCGAGGCCUCGGCCGCCUUCUUCCGCGCCCCGGCGCAGCAGCUGGCGGCGGCGGCGCAGCGGUGGGACCGCGUGGUUCGCCUCGUCGCGGGGAACGCCGCUGGCGCGGAGCCGUCGCCUCGGCAGCGGGUCGCCGUCAAGGCCGCGUGCACGCUGGUGCUGGACUGGCGCGGCGCAACGGGCGCAGGCCUGCUUCACGACGGAUGCAGUCCGACGAUCGCGGGCGGGCUCAGCGGCGGCAUGUGGUCCUGGGACUCGUGGAAGCAUGCGGCUGGCCUGUCGGUCUUCGACACGGCGCUGGGCGCGAGCCAGGUUCGCGCUAUGUUCGACUACCAGGGGAAGACGGGUGCAGGCUUCGUGGGGAUGGUCCCAGAUAAGAUCAGCCUGCCCCCAGACAUAGGCGCCGCCUGGGGAAACACGAAGCCGCCGCUGGCGGCGUGGGGGACUGCGGUGGUUUAUGCCCGCAGCCAAGACAUGGAGUUCCUGCGGGAGAUGUUCCCCAAGCUUGAGGCUUUCCAUGCUUGGUGGUACGAGUGGCGGGACCACGACCAGAACGGCCUCUGCGAGUUCGGCGCCAGUGGUAACGACACGCAGGGCAUGAAGUGGGAGAGCGGCAUGGACAACGCCCCGCGCUUCGACAGCACGUCGAUGCUCCGGAACGCGGACCAGGCGUGGAGCGCCGACCAGGAGUCGGUCGACCUCAAUGCCUUCCUCUACCUCGAGAAGCUCGUUCUGGCCAGCUUCGCGGACGUGCUCGGCAACGCCUCCCUCGCCGCGGCGUACCGCCGCCGUGCGGCCGAGGUGCGGGAGCUGGCGCAGGAGCGGUUCUUUGACCCCGAGCGCGCGGAUUUCUUCGACCGCCGCUUGGGCGCCGAUGGCGGCUUCGUGGGUCCCAUGGGCUGCGAGGGCUUCGCCGCCCUCUUCUCGGGGCUGGCCUCUCCCGAGCAGGCCGCGCGCGUGCGGGAGCACCUCGUCGACCCGCGCAGGUUUGGCACCGCGGUGCCCUUUGGCAGCGUGGCGGCGGACGCCCCAGAGUUCGACCAGGAUGGCUACUGGCGCGGGCCCACGUGGCUGGACCAGGCCUACUUCGCGCACCGCGGCCUCCUCAGGUACGGCUACGCCGAGGAAGCGGGCCGCGCCCUCUCCGCGCUGAUGGAACACGCGGAGGGCCUGGGCGUCAGGGACAUUUCGGCGCCCUUCACCGAGAACUACACGCCCGAACGGCCCCCUUACGGGGAAACGGUCGGGCGCUGA
Messenger RNA from Prorocentrum cordatum, 5907 nucleotides. The record is from the annotation of a GenBank genome assembly. NCBI's taxonomy places the organism in Eukaryota, Dinophyceae, Prorocentrales, Prorocentraceae.